Molecule: messenger RNA, 940 nt
Organism: Rhincodon typus (whale shark)
Lineage: Eukaryota; Metazoa; Chordata; Chondrichthyes; Orectolobiformes; Rhincodontidae
Product: leukocyte cell-derived chemotaxin-2-like
Exons: 5
Coding region: 381-833 (150 amino acids)
Source: RefSeq, a predicted model, not a curated record
CCCAGCAUUCUCUUUCACCCUCUCCCUACUUCCUCACUGUCUUUACUGUUGCUCUAUCCAUCUUUUCUCCACCUCCCUUUAUUUCUCUGACGUCCUCUUCCAUCUCCCCCACCUACCUGCCCCCCUAACUUCACCCCUGGCUUCCUCCUUUCCUUUCCAGUCCCCUUCCAGCAGAUAAUGGGUCAGAGAUGUCACCUUUUCACAUCGACAGGAAUACUUUCAGAUUUUACCUCUCCAGAAAUCUCUACAAGGAGCGCUGCCAGCUCAGAACAGACAGAUUCCAAAAAGUAGCCAAACCCCUCUCUGACCAACAGCAAGCAGAGAAACAGCAAGGGUCCAGGCAGAGAGGAGUAUCAGAAUCAUGAUAUUCUGAUCUCAUCAUGUUCAAGGAACUUAUCUUCCUGUUUCUCUUCUCUCACGUUGCAGCUGGUCGCUGGGGUAAACUGUGCAGGGGUAAUCCAACAAACAGAGUGAGGGGGACAGAUAGCUACGGCAGUGGAGCAUAUGGAGCACCCAGAGACAACGGCAGGCACUUGGGAGUUGACGUGAUCUGCAAAGAGGGAUCAGUGAUCUACGCCCCAUUCAAUGGGAAGCUGAUAAGACGGGCCAAUCCUUAUAACAAUGGUAACGAGAUUGAUAAUGGAGUGAUGUUGCGGGGAUCAGGUUUGUGUGUGAAGAUUUUCAAUUUCCGGCCUGAUCGCUAUUCUGGGCAGAUCUCAAAAGGCCAGAGGUUGGGAACCCUGCUGAAUGUUCAAGCUGUUUUCCCGGAAAUCACCUCCCAUGUGCACAUCGAGAUGUGUGACACCUCCAUCAACCCUACCCCUAACCUGUAGUUUGGGCCGGAAAGAACACCCGGAGACUUGUGUAAUUCCGAUAUAAUUCCGACCACACGUUGAGGCUGAAGAACCAAUGGGGAGAAGAUAUGGACAUUGUUUGCAGA